GGCCGGCCUUGCAGGGCAUCGGUAUUUCUGAUACUGGUGAAGUGAAUGGUGAUAAUCAAGUGCGUUUGGCUAUCAAUUGCUGUUGCAUGCCUAGAUGUAGUGUUGGCAAUACUGGGGCGUACAUUGGCAUGCAUGCGCCACCCAACUCUCGUCUAUUCAUCGAGUUACAUCUUUAUCAUGACCCUGGGACAGCUGUCUCCUCACCCACACAACAUCGAGAAGCCAUUUUGUCAUCCUCAGAGGAGAUUUGAGUUCGUUAUGGCAGUUCUUACUAUAUUUGCGAUUCUUGUCGGCGUAAUUGUGUUUUUCAUGCUCGUCGCUGGAGUGGUGGGCUUGGUAAAAGCACGCAACAACAGAGCAAGAUAUGGACCACGAGCAGCAGCGCCAGGAAGACCCAGGCAGACUCGGACGAAAGGAAUUGCGCUGGCAGUUCUGGACAGCAUUCCGAUCGUCAAGUUUGGUGCUAAGAGCAAGCAGUCGGACGUCGUGCCGAAAGAUGUCGAGUUGGGAGAAAGAAAGAGUACUGUGAACGAAGAGCCGACGAUUGCGUCAGAGGCGAGAGCGACAAGGAAACUAGAUGAGGAUGAGCGAGUCGAGUCAAUUAAUAUUGAUCAGUCAUCUAAGAUCGCUUUCCAGGCUACUGUCGAUGAAAAUCAGUGUGCAAUCUGUAUAUCAGACUUUGUCGCAGAUGAAGAAGUUCGCGUCUUGCCCUGCAACCAUCGUUACCAUCCCGAGUGUAUCGACCCUUGGCUUCUAAACAUUUCCGGAACCUGUCCUAUAUGUCGAUACGAUCUUCGACCUAACGAUCCAAAUGCAGAAAACACUGAAGACAUUUCAAUUCCAGAGCAGCCUUAUGUUCCAGUCUCAAGCCCUAUUGGCUAUAUCCGGGCUGAAGCUUUGCGACAAGAAGCUGCUCGUCUUGAAGCCUUUGCAAAUCCAAUAGAUGCUACCACUCCUGCCGCCUCCCCAAUAAGUCCGAGAGAAAGAAUGUCUAUUCGAUCUCGUCUGAGAGAGAUUCGUCAAGCGUCACAUACUGGCCCAGAGUACGUUGCUGCACUGGGCAACUUUUACCGGGAUCGUGAGAAUCGGCGUCCGAGUAUGGAAGCUCAACGUGUUGCUUUAUGAAUGUUUGAUGGGAGUUAGGAUCGGAGAGAGAGUUUCAUUGGUUGCGGCGGGGGACAAGUUAUUGUAACUGUAUUUGAUCCGAAUUUAUGGCUGAUACGACGAUUGGAGCUGGGGCGAAUGGGCAAGAUUCUUCCUGUACGAUAUUGAGAGGUGGACCUAAAACGCUACGUUGGGAUGAUCGUCUCGUUGGCGUCAGGGGCUGAAGAUUGGUAUAUGACGAAUUACUCGAACAAAAUAUUUUGAACAAACUUGCUUGUGGCAUGCCAGCGUAGACUUUUGGUCAGUUACUUACAGCUUAUCCAGGGGGGUUUGGCGUGGUAGAUGUUAGCCAUUUGUUUACCUCGCGCACAACGUGGGAAAAAACAAUAGUUCAUGAC
Molecule: messenger RNA, 1502 nt
Organism: Cadophora gregata
Lineage: Eukaryota; Fungi; Ascomycota; Leotiomycetes; Helotiales; Ploettnerulaceae
Gene: RNF13
Product: E3 ubiquitin-protein ligase rnf13
Exons: 3
Coding region: 46-1125 (359 amino acids)
Source: RefSeq, a predicted model, not a curated record